Molecule: messenger RNA, 174 nt
Organism: Microbotryum saponariae
Lineage: Eukaryota; Fungi; Basidiomycota; Microbotryomycetes; Microbotryales; Microbotryaceae
Source: the annotation of a GenBank genome assembly
AUGUUGACCACAGAACUUUGGAAGGUUCGCGUAGCGACCACUAGGGCUACUGUGGGAUCGUCGACGUGGCUAGGUUGCUGUAAGGUGCCGCUACGCUUACGCCUCAUGACGACCUCGAGCCAACCUCUGCGGCCUCACGCUUGCCCUCGCGCGUGGCGCCGCCGCGUCUCUUGA